UGAAAACACACGAGUCUCAUUUUCUAUUCUUUUGCGAAGAAAACGAAACAACCCCACAGAACUCUUUCUCUCUCUCACUUACUCACAGUCAAAAACGCUCACCUUUUUUUAUUCACGAAACCCUAACUCCAUCCGCCGGAAAAUUUCAAUAUUCCGGGUUUUGUUGAAGCAGAUGAAACUACGAUUAAGGAGAAGCUGAGGAUCAAACGGGCCGGAUUUCGUCACCGAAUGGAGGGAGGUAGCGUCUCUAGACUUACUUGUUCUGGGAUACACCCAUGGAUUAUAAUGACAAUGAUUUUCAAAGCCAGAAUCUUAAGUUAGCUGGUGAAGGGAGCACCAAAUUUCCUCCUGUUUUACGGCCAUAUGCACUUCCCAAAUUUGAUUUUGAUGACAGCCUACCUGGGCAUUUAAGAUUUGACAGUUUGGUUGAGACUGAGGUUUUUCUUGGCAUUGAAAGUAACGAAGAUAACCAGUGGAUCGAAGAAUUCUCCAGAGGAAGUAGUGGGAUAGAGUUUAGAACAAGUGCUGCAGAAUCUUGCUCUAUUACAAGGCACAACAAUGUUUGGUCUGAGGCCACUUCCUCAGAAUCUGUUGAAAUGCUAUUAAAAUCAGUUGGACAGGAAGAAAAUAUUCCUGGAAAAACUAUUACUAGGGAAUCAGAUGCCUGUGAUGAACUGGGUUGCCUGAUAAAGCAAAUGGAGCGGGGUUCAAAAAAUGAUGAUAGUAGUCUUUCUAAAGCAAGUGAAGCUAUAGAUGUACAGCCUGCACUACCCCAAAAUGAGGCUUUGGGAAACUUUUCUGGGUCAAAGGAGGAUGUGGUCGGGGGACAGCCACUAGCUGAUGUUAGUUCCCAGAAAUAUGAAUGUGAGAGAUCUGUUGAUGGAGGUUUAAAUGACCCAAUUUCAGACACUAUCAGUCAAAAGGGAAUUUCACCUCCAGCUAAUGAGAAUGAUAUAGGUGAUGAAAUGAAAGUGGAUACUUUAGUUGAAUCCUCGAGUGGCAGGACAGAAGAAGAAUCUGCUGCUUCAAGGAUGCAAUUUAAUAGCAUUGUCACUGCUGCCCAAGAUACUAACGUAAGCAGUGUGGAGUUGAUUGGGCAAGAUGUCCAACAACUGAAAAAUGAUAUCAAUGAAAAUGUAGAUGUUUUAUUGACAGAGAAGGUAGAACAAGGGUUGGGUUUUGGGCAAGAGGCUGAAAUGAUUGCUCAGAAUUUAGGUGUAAAUUUAACUGAAAGAGGCUCUGCACACUCAGGCAACCCACUUUGUUUGGCUUCAAGGAUUGAAUCUGUGGGAGAAGGACCAGGAGUAAAUGCGACUGAAGGUAGCACUGACAUUGCAGGAGAACCUUCAGAGAGGAUACUGAAGGGAGAAUUAUUGGAAGGAUCCAACGAGGAUGCUCAGGGUGGAAAAAGUGGAAAUCAGGUCCUUUUGAAAGAAUUUGAAAUCAGUGAUUCAUCUAAAGUAUAUAUUCAUGAGGCAUCAUCAGUUCCCUUUGAACAUGAUAAUAGUUUUGAGAGGCCUAGAGUUGACAUUAGCAAUGCUGAUGAUUCUAAAGCACCUUUGUUAUUGGUGAAUGAGAGUAAAGUUUCUGAGGGCAAAGGUGAUGGAAGCAGCAGUGGUUAUGUAGAAGACCUUUCUACUUUAAAUGUCGAAUGUUCCACCACUGAACUGCUUGGUGAAUCAUCAGUAGCUCUAACCACUAAAGGUGUUAAUGAUGAUUCUGGAAUUCACAGAGAAGACUCAAAUGCUGAAGUCAAUGUUUCGUCUUACGUUCAAGGAGACUCCACUGAAAUAAAUGAAGAAAAUAUUGUUACCAAGCAGAUUGACGUUUGUAAAUGUAAUGACGAUAAUUCUCUUGAUGUAAAGGAGACCACAGAGUUCCCUUCCAAUUCUAGUAAUAUAGAUCGAGAGGUUGGUGGAUGCCUUAUCAUUGAUAAAGAGGUUGGUUCCUCUUCUUUGGGUCAAAGCAGCAAAGCAGAUGAGUUGGUAGUUUCUCAAUCACACACUGAUGCUGUUGCUAUUGAUGAAUCAGCCCUGGAAAAUGUUGACUUGGUAUCCUGUAAUUCCCGGAAGAGUGUUCAAUUGGAUUCUAGUGGUGCUAUUGCCAAAGAAGCAGCUGUCAUCCAUCAAGAGGUUCAAGUGAUGGAUGCUUGUAAUGAAGAGAGCCAAAACACUCCCCAAGUAGUGCUUAAUGAAGUCAAAAAUGAGGGCACAAAGGAGAUGAAAGCUUGUCCUGCUGUCCCUGGGUCAACGAGAGAGGUUGACGGUGCUGAAGCACAAGUUAUCUCUGAAAAGUGUGAGGGAGGAAUUGUCAAAGAAAAUUAUGAAAAGACAUCCUCAAAAGUUUCUGAUGCAGAACCAAUUCCAAUGAGCAGUGACAUGCUCACUCAACCCUUUGAAGGAAUACCCAGUGCAACUGUCCAAAAUGAUCAGGAAGACAAUCAUGACAUAUUAUCAUCUGAAGACAAGAGUUUUCAGCAGAUUGAUGUGCCACACACUGAUGGUGGUGCUUUAAAACUUCAUGAAGGUUCUAUUAGUUCUACCCCAUUCUCUGAAUCUGAUCCUAAGUUCUGUGAUAUGGAAAGUGGAAGCAGUGGUGCUGAUCUUGAUAAGCCUACCUGUGGAUCUCCUACAGUUAUUAGAGCUGCAGAAGUUUCUCUGAGUAAAAGUGAAAAGAAAGUAGUGGAAGGAUCUAUGGCUCAGAGCAUUCUGGUUUCUGAAGACAUAGAUGGAGAUGCCAACAAAUUGCAGUCUGUUUCUCCAAAUUUAAAAGGAAAUGAUGCCUCCCAAGGCGAGAAGAGUUUCACAUUUGAGGUCAGUUCAUUGGCAGAAUCAUCUGAAAGAGAAGCUGGCAAGAGUUGGCAACCCUUUUCUACUGUACAAGUUACCACAGUGCCACUGAUUGUAGAGGGAUCUCCUUCAAGUUCUGGCAUUGGCCAAUUGAAUUCCUCUACUGUGCAAGACAUAUCUCGUGGAGGUCUUCGGAUGUUAGAUAAAGAGAAUGUACGUAGUGGUUCUAAAGGCACAUCUGAGCGUAAGACAAGGCGGGCAUCUAAUAAGGGAACAGGAAAAGACAGUGCUAAAAAGGGAAAUGCAGUGAAGGACACUGCCACAUUGAGAAAAUCAGAAAAAGGGGAAAAGGCAAACAAUGUGUCCCUGAGUCCAUCUGGGAUUUGCCAGCUUGUGCAAUCAAGUGAGUUGCAGCACUAUGGGCAUGUGGACAGCAGUAGUGUGAAACCAUUUGGUGUUCUUGCUACCUCUGCGUCUACUCUGCCAGAUCUGAAUUCUUCUUCAUCUGCAGUGUUUCAGCAGCCUUUUACAGACAUGCAGCAAGUACAAUUGCGUGCACAGAUAUUUGUUUAUGGAGCUCUUAUACAAGGUACAGCACCGGAUGAGGCCUACAUGAUAUCAGCAUUUGGUGGACCUGAUGGCGGAAAAAGCGUUUGGGAGACUGCCUGGCGUGCAUGCAUGGAGAGGCAUCAUGGUCAAAAUCCUGUCCUCAAUAAUGCAGAAACACCCUUGCAGUCACGUCCAGGUACUAGAACUACUGACCGAGCCAUUAAACAUGUUGCAAACCAAGGCAAAGUUUCCUCCUCACCUCUUGGUCGAUCUAGUACCAAGGGCACUCCUUCAACAAUAAUAAACCCUUUGACACCCCUUUCCUCACCACUUUGGAGUAUCCCUACCCCAUCAGUGGAUAACCUGCAAUCUGGUGGCAUCUCCAGAAGUGCUGUUAUGGAUUAUCAGCAGGCACUUUCUCCCCUGCAACCUCAUCAAACCCCACCGCUCAGGAAUUUUGUUGGACAUAACAGUUCUUGGAUUUCACAAGCCCCUUUUCGUGGUCCUUGGGUUGCUCCUCCACAGUCUUCUGCAUUUGAUGCUAAUGCUCGUUUUCCUGUAUUGCCUAUCACAGAAACAGUUCAUCUCACUCCUGUAAAAGAAACAUCUGUGCCCCAUUCCUCUGGUGCGAAGCAUUUACCCUCUGGACCUAUGAUUCAGAGCAUGAAUGCUGCUAAUGCCAUUCCUAGGCCUUCUCCCUUGCUUGAUCCAAGAAAGGGCGCUCAAUUGCAUGGUCAGCGUUCUACUGAACCAAAGUCUAGGAAGAGAAAGAAGGUCCCAGCUUCUGAGGAUUCUGGACAAGUUAUUAUGCAUUCUCAAUCUCAGAUGGAAUCAGUUUCAGUCCCAAUUGUUACUAGUCUUGUGUCUACAUCUGUUGCCAUUGUUACUCCUGCCAGUGUUAUGUCUAAAGCCUCAAUGGAGAAAGUCAUCAUGCCAUUAUCUCCGUCAAUCUCUACUAGUCACCUUAAAAAAGGGGACUGGGAGACACAACAGAGAGCUACUUUGUCCGAGGAUACCCUUUCUAAACUUAAGGAGGCUAGGACACAAGCAGAGGAUGCUGCUGCCUGUGCUGCUGCUGCUUUAAGCCAAAGCCAAGAAAUGUGGAAUCAAUUGGAAAAGCAGAAAAAUUCUGGUUUGGUACUGGAUGUUGAAAGCAAACUAGCUUCUGCAGCAGUAGCAAUUGCUGCUGCUGCUGCUGUUGCAAAGGCAGCAGCUGCGGCUGCCAAUGUUGCAUCAGGUGCUGCUAUGCAAGCAAAACUGAUGGCUGAUGAAGCAUUGCAUUCAAAUGGUCACAGCAAUCCGAGUCAAAGUAAUGCACCUUCUCUUUCUGACACUGUGAAAGAUUUGGGAAAAGCUACUCCUGCAUCCAUCUUGAAAGGUGAGAAGGCCAUAAGUGGUUCCAGUUCGGCUAUUUUCGCUGCAAGGGAAGCUGCUAGAAGGCAGUUAGAAGCUGCUUCGGCUGCUUCUAAAAGAGCUGAAAACAUGGAUGCCAUUGUAAAAGCUGCUGAGCUUGCUGCAGAAGCUGUGUCACAAGCAGGAAAAAUUGUUGCUAUGGGUGAUCCCUUGCCUUUGAGUGAUCUCAUAGAAGCUGGUCUGGAGGGAUAUUGGAAAGUACCCCAAGCAUCAACUCAGAUGAUUGUGAAAUCAAAUAAUGUAAAUGGUGAAAAAUCGAACAUGGAUAACAUCAGAGAAGGCCCAGAUAACUCCGCCAACAGUUCAAAAGAGAUUCCUUUGGGCAAUAGAGAAAUGCAUACCACUAAUCAAGGGAAAUCACCUACUUUAAGAGAUAUAUCUGGGGAGUCUUUUGAGGAGGGUGCUCGAUUAGUAGAUGGCUUUUCAAGUCCUGUUGCGGUCAGUGGAAAGAGUACGAAAGGACACAAGGGCGGGAAAGCAUCAGAUUUUGCUAGAAACAUAGGUGGUGUUCCUGAAUCUGAGACUGGAUCAAGAUCUGCCUCCACGAAUAAUCAGAUUGAGCAAGAAAAGGAGGUCGAACCCUCAAAAGAGAACAGCAUCAAGGAGGGCUCACAAGUAGAGGUUUUCAAGGAAGGUGUGCAAUCGAAAGCAGGCUGGUUCACUGCCAAUGUAUUGAGUUUGAAGGAUGGGAAGGCAUAUGUUUGUUACUCUGAACUUUCCUCAGGUGAAGGCUCAGAGAAGCUAAAGGAAUGGGUUGUCCUUAAUGGGGAAGGAGAUGAAGCACCCAAAAUACGCAUUGCUCGUCCUAUUACGGCUAUUCCAUUUGAAGGUACUAGGAAGAGACGCAGGGCAGCUAUGGGGGAGUAUACUUGGUCUGUUGGUGAUAGAGUUGAUGCUUGGAUGGGAAAUAGUUGGGAGGAAGGAGUUGUCACUGAAAAGAACAAGAAAGAUGAAACAUUGUUUACUGUUCGUUUCCAAGUGCGAGGAGAAACAGCAACUCUUAGAGCAUGGAAUCUCAGACCUUCUCUCAUUUGGAAGGAUGGGGAAUGGAUUGAAUGGUCCGCUUCAACAGAAAACAACCAGGCUUCCCAUGAGGGUGAUACACCGCAGGAAAAGCGACCAAGGUUGGCCAAUCCUGCAGUUCAGUCCAAAGGGAAGGAUAAAGUGUCAAAAGUUAUUGGCUUUAUGGAAUCCAUGAAGCCUGAUGAGCCAACAUUGCUAGAUUUGUCAGCAAGUGAAAAAAUAUUUAAUAUCGGAAAAAAUACUAGAGAUGAGAAUAAGCCUGAUACACUCAGAAUGAUACGGGCUGGUCUGCAGAAGGAGGGAUCUGGGGUGGUUUUUGGUGUUCCUAAGCCUGGUAAAAAGAGGAAGUUCAUGGAAGUUAGCAAACAUUAUGUUGUAGAUCAGGCCGGCAAGAGCAGUGGGGCAAAUGACUCAGUUAAAUUUGCAAAAUAUUUGAUUCCUCAAGGUCAAGCAUCAGGAUCUCGUGGAUGGAAAAAUGCUUCUAGAAGCGAACCAAAGGAAAAACGUGCAGCUGUAUCGAAACCAAAGGUUCUCAAGUCUGGAAAGCCACCAAAUGUUUCAGGUAGAACUAUUCCGCAGAAGGACAAUUUGGUGAGUUCUUCAAUGCCUGCUCCUGAUGAUGGCGGUGCUGUAGAUCACAUGGCAAAAAUAAAAAAUUCUUCAAGGCAUGUUGACACCACAACUGGAAAGAAUGACCUGAGUGAGUUCCAAUCCAUCAUGUCUACUGCUGAGGGAGCACCAGAGGGUCCAAUAUUAUUUACUUCGAUGCCUCUCUCAUCAGAUACCACAUCUAAGAAAGCUUCUGCAUCAAAUCCUAAAACUGAACGGGUGACUAAAGGGAAACUUGCACCUGCUGGUGGAAAGUUGACAAAAAUUGAAGAGGACAAAGUCUUCAGUGGUAAUUCUGCAAAAUCAACAUCUGAACUAGUUGAACCUCGGAGAUCUAACCGCAGAAUUCAGCCAACGUCACGGCUGUUGGAAGGUCUGCAGAGUUCAUUGAUCAUCUCAAAAAUUCCUUCCGUUUCACAUGACAAAAGUCACAAAAGUCAGAUCAGGAAUGUGCCCAAAAGGGAAUGACCAGGGGAGCUCUUACAAUGGUGGGAUUGUGUCGAGAGGAAAGUCAAUAGUUACUGGGUGACCAGAACGAACCAGCGUAGUUUUUGUGUAUAUUUAUGAUAGUGGAGAAAAGCUAGAUAUGAAAAUUCUUGCUUCCUUGGGCUUAGUUUAUGAGAUGUAGCCAGUAGAUGUUAAAUAUUGUUUUUAGAUUUCUUUACAAUUAUGAUUUGGUUAUCCUAGGUCUUACCUUAAAGAGUAGGUUGUAAAUGGAAAAUUUCCAUGUAUUUUGGCUUGAAAUUACAUACAAGCUUUGAAGAUCAUAAUUUUUACUCUUCAUGU
Mangifera indica (mango) is the source of this 7169-nucleotide messenger RNA. RefSeq lists its product as uncharacterized. The record is from RefSeq and is a predicted model, not a curated record. The transcript is spliced from 17 exons. The coding region runs from base 276 to 6851 and encodes 2191 amino acids. NCBI's taxonomy places the organism in Eukaryota, Viridiplantae, Streptophyta, Magnoliopsida, Sapindales, Anacardiaceae.